Molecule: messenger RNA, 267 nt
Organism: Arxiozyma heterogenica
Lineage: Eukaryota; Fungi; Ascomycota; Saccharomycetes; Saccharomycetales; Saccharomycetaceae
Gene: ATG44
Product: mitofissin
Exons: 1
Cellular component (GO): cytoplasm
Source: RefSeq, a predicted model, not a curated record
ACUGGAAAAUUAAUACAUAUUGGAGUUGAUUUCCUUUUAGUAUCCACUUUACUAGCAGGCAUUAGACGCAACACAGGUUUACAAUUCGAUUUAAAUAGACUAGAGCAAUCUACAAUAAUAUCCAAUAAAACAAAACAUAACCAGGAUAAUGGAGAUUGGCAUCCAACAGCCAAAAGAUAUUUGGCCAAAUAUUUCAGUGUUGGUGAAUCAUUUUAUGAUUACUUAGUAGCCACCCUAGGUUCAUCGAAAUAUUUUGAAAGAAGAUAA